Messenger RNA from Chelonus insularis, 2235 nucleotides. RefSeq lists its product as uncharacterized. Bases 170 to 988 code for a protein of 272 amino acids. The transcript is spliced from 5 exons. The record is from RefSeq and is a predicted model, not a curated record. NCBI's taxonomy places the organism in Eukaryota, Metazoa, Arthropoda, Insecta, Hymenoptera, Braconidae.
UCGAGAACUCGCGCUCACGUGCAAGCGCUCAGUCAUCCCCUGCGAUCACAACAAGCAACAUCCAAAAAGAAGUUAAAAAAUAUUUAUCACUACUGAUUCACCAAAUUCAUCGGGCUUUUACCUUCGAUGUUAUACAGUACUCAUCAUCCACAUCUCAACCUUUUUAAAAAUGCCCAAUGAAAACACUGGAGUUUGUGACUGUGGAGUACCAGCGCUCCAUAAAAAGUCCGACAACAAUGGCCAGAGCUCGAAAACGAGAAAUUCUAACAGCGGAAGCUCCAGUUCCGUGACUGAACCACCUAAUACUAGAUCCGCAAAAAACCAUACGAAAUCGGAUAGAAGAAUCAAUUCUUCUCGAAGAACACGAAGUGCUCAACGACCUGAAUCGCACUACACAUAUAUUGACUCCAAUUCAAGCUACGUUAGCGGAUCUCGUUCGUCUGUGGAACAUGCCUAUGCAACAAUACCAGACUUGCUGAACACAAGUAGAAAUGCAACUACUAUUAAUGAUAAUCAUUCACAAAGCGCCCACGACUGUCCCCAGCCAGUUUAUUCAAUUCCUACAAUGACAUCACCACCUCCUACAUAUGACGUCGCAAUUAACAAAUCAUGGCAGACAGGACUGCCACCAUCUUAUGAGGAUUAUCUUUGUCAUAAAUAUGCCAUGCUUUCACGAUCUCACACACCACCACCACCCUGGUCAGAUUCAACGCCAUCUAAUAAUCAUCGACAAGAUUCAUUUGUUAAUCAAACGGAUCCUCAUGUUUAUGCAGACUAUACUUAUAAUAAUACAAUAAAUUCAAAAACUUCAAGAGCAUUGAAGACACAUGUAAAACAGCAAAAACUGCGAGCCAUGAGCCCACGGUCAUUAAGCGAAAGUCGUGCUCAACAAGAAAGGCUUCGGCUCUACCAAGAUGAAGCAUUCUGCAUGGAAACGACGGCUAUCCAGUCAGCCUUUGAACAUGACCUAGUUUGCAAUCUUAUGUAAACUUAGGUCAUUUAAAUAAGAUGGACAGGUUGAAUAGAAUUUGAAUGUUGAUUCAAUACCAAUAAAUUAAUUCAUAACUAUUAUUUCAAGCUUUUUGCAGAUUAUCUUAGAAUAUCGUCAACAACACUAUGAAAUAUGUUCUGGCUGGUCCAGACAGAAGCUACUACUCUGUUCCAAAUAUUUUUUUAUAUUAUUUCAUAGUUAGUUGGUUCCCUUAUAUUCCAUUGAAAGUAAAAACGUGAAUAACUAUAUCGAAAGUGUAAGCAAUUAAUCAAUAUACAAGAGAAAAAAUUAUUUUGAAACAUAAAAAGUAAGUCAGAUAUGAAAUUAUUUUAAUGGAGAUUUUUAAUGUAAAACAUUGAGUAUAUGUCUGAGGGUAAAAAUUAUUUUCGUCUUGUUCAUAAUAAAUUCUACACUAAAGACACUUUUUAUUCAAUAAAAGUCCAAGUAAAAUAUGCUUUUGAAAAGCAAAUAAAAACUAUUCAAUAAUUUCGAUGGAUUUGCAUAAAAUAUUUCUUAUUGACAGCUGAUCGAUUAUGAAUAAGAUGAUAAUUUUCAAAGUAAACUAAAGCUAUAUUGGAAGCUUCAGUAAGAUAAUUUCGAUGUUUAAAACGAUUUUUUCUCACUACCUAAAAAAAUGGCCUCUAAUGUUUCGUAGAUUUAGAGUAAAAAUUAAAUUUGAAACAGUACUUCUUAUUCAAAUAAGACUACUUCAUUAGUCUAGAAGAUGUGUUCCCAUUGUAUAGACAGUUUAUGAUGCAUACUUGACUCUAUGUCAUAUUUGAUAUUAAUAAUCAUAUACUGUGUUACCAUGUCGACGAGCUUAGUAAUAAAUGAACGACUGGCGUAGAGUCUGGUUCUAACAAAUGAAUCAAUGUAGGAAAAACUAUUGGUGUUGAACAAUGUAUUUUAUUUUAGUUGUUGUGAGUUAAUUAUAAAAUCAUGAAUCAACUUAAAUAAUAAUUGGCAAAAAUUUUGUAAUGACAACUAUUGGUGUCUUAGCUGCUAAACAUUUUUGUCUCGUAACUGUAAUUAUCUUGUCAAAGCGCACACUAAUUCCGUCAAUGGUAUGAUGGAUUUUAUUGAAUAAGCAUUAUUCCACCGACGUAAGAUUAAAUAAGAAAAAUAAUGUCAAGAGAAAGAAAAGAUAAUUUUAUAUCAAAAUUAUUCAACCUUAUAAAUCGAAUGGGAAAAUAUGUUCCAUUAUUUCCAUUAAACAAUUUCUUAUUUCUUUGGUAAUAAAUCAA